Molecule: messenger RNA, 5551 nt
Organism: Clunio marinus
Lineage: Eukaryota; Metazoa; Arthropoda; Insecta; Diptera; Chironomidae
Source: the annotation of a GenBank genome assembly
AACUAGGUACGCGUAUAGUAGAAGUCUUUGAUAUUAUGAUUGAAGAAGUGGAAGUUAAAAAAUAUUAAAACAUGAUUUCGAUUGCAACAUAAGAUAUUCAAAAGGGAAAUUUAUGAAUAAGGAAGAAAAAUAAAUAUUAAACCAGCUAGAAAAACAUUAACUCAAGGAUAAGCACUUGGAAUCAUGGAAAAUGAGUGGAAACGAGAAGAGAAAGAAGAAAUAAAAUAUAAUCUACCACAGAAAUAAUCUGUAGAAGAAAAAACAAAACAGAAAUAAAAUGAAAAAACUUAAAUAUGAAAUUGUGAAAAGUGCAGUGUAGAAAUAACAGAGAAAUGAUUUUAUAACGUCAUAUUAAAUCAUGAAACGCCAAAGCAGUCAAUCAUUUUCGUCCAAGAUUUUUCUGAUCGCGGUCAAUCUGCUUCUAGGAAUUAAUUUAAACUUUAUUUGUGAAGUCUCGGCCAAUGAUGUAACAGAUUCAUUUAAUGAGUGCAAAUGGACUUACAAUAAGAGCGUUAAGCAUACAACAUGUAACAUUCGAACGUUGGAAGCAGCACAUAGUGUCGAGUUGCUUCAAGAUGCUCAAGGCACUCAAAAGUUAGAUAUCAUAUGCGAUGAGUCGGUUAUGUUCGAAAGUCAAAUACCAAAUAAAUUCUUUCGAGACAUAUCGAGUUUAAGUGAACUGACAUUGGAUUCUUGUAAAAUUCUAAAGAUAACUCAACAUACUUUCGAUGGACUUGGUGAACUUAAAAAAUUAACUGUUAACACAAAGAACUCGCAAUGGAGUUCAGUGAAAUCACUUGAAAUGCAGCAAAACGCCAUGAGUGGACUGAAACAAUUAACAAUAUUGGAAUUAACAGACUCAAACAUUCGAGUGAUACCGGAUGGCUUUUAUUGUCCAUUGAAUAAUUUACAAGUGCUUAACCUUACCCGAAACCGUCUCCGGACAACGGAAAAUUUAGGCUUUUCGGGUGAUGAAUGCAACGCUCUAAAAGAAAUAAGUGCAUUAGACUUAAGUUGGAAUGAAUUAAGAAUUAUACCCGAGAACUGGGCAGUGUCAAAGCUUCGAAGGCUGCAACAUUUGAAUUUGCAGCAUAACAACAUAAGUGAAUUAAGCAGUGAAACUCUAACCGGUUUAAAUGCAUUACGAACGUUUAAUCUCAGUUACAAUCACAUUGAUCAGAUUCCAAAUGGAUUGUUUUCAAGCUCCAAGGAGCUCAGAGAAAUCCAUUUGCAGAGUAAUGAACUGUAUGAACUACCUAAAGGAGUUUUUCAUAAACUAACUCAGUUAUUAGUGCUUGAUUUAUCGAAAAAUUUGCUUACAAGUCAUCAUAUAAAUAAUGAAACAUUUGCUGGCUUGAUACGAUUAGUGAUUUUGAAUUUAUCCCACAACUCUUUGACACGAAUCGAUUCCACAACCUUCAAGGAACUUUAUUUCCUUCAAGAACUGAAUUUAAGAAAUAACUCAAUUGGAUAUAUUGAUGACAACACGUUCGCUCCGCUUUAUAAUUUGCAUGAAUUAAAUUUGGCUGAGAAUCGUUUACAUACUUUAAACGAUAAACUUUUUAAUGGACUUCAGGUGCUGUCAAAGCUAACACUUAACAAUAAUUUGAUAAGCAUUGUAGAAGUGAACGUGUUUAAAAACUGUUCCGAUCUUAAAGAAUUGGAUUUGAGUUCAAAUCAAUUGCAAGAAGUUCCAGAAGCAUUACAAGUCUUGUCAGUUCUGCGAACACUUGAUUUAGGUGAAAAUCAAAUAACGCAAUUUAAAGCUGGUGCAUUUAAAAAUCUUAUUCAAUUAAAUGGUCUUCGAUUAAUUGAUAAUCAAAUUGAGAACAUUACAAAAGGUAUGUUUGAAGAUUUACCUCGAUUAAGCGUACUAAAUAUUGCAAAAAAUCGAAUUCAAUCAAUCGAACAAGGUUCGUUUGACGCAAAUAAAGAAAUUGAAGCGAUACGCUUGGAUGGGAAUUUUGUGUCAGAUAUAAAUGGAAUUUUUUCCGGAUUAUCAUCACUUUUAUGGCUCAACUUAGCAGAAAAUCAUUUGAGUUGGUUUGAUUAUGCUUUUGUGCCUAGUAACUUAAAAUGGUUAGACAUUCAUGGAUGUUACAUUGAAUCUCUACAAAACUAUUAUAAAUUGCAAGAGGGAAUUCGAAUUAAAACACUCGAUGCAAGUCACAACCGGCUUAUCGAGAUUGGACCACUUAAUGUGCCAAACAGUAUCGAACUUUUAUUCAUCAAUAAUAAUCACAUACAAAAGAUUCAUCCAAAUACUUUUGUUGACAAAGUCAAUUUAACUCGAGUUGAUUUGUAUGCUAAUUCCCUCCAAAAAUUGCAAAUGCAUCAACUUCGAAUUGCUCCAAGCAUUGCCGCAAAGACAAGAACAGGUGAAAAAGAAAAGUUGGACCUUCAACCACUUCCGGAGUUUUAUUUGGGCGGUAAUCCCUUUGAAUGUGACUGUUCUAUGGAAUGGCUACAUCGCAUCAACAAUUUCACAUCAAGACAACACCCAAAAAUCAUGGAUUUGCAGAACAUUGAAUGUAUUAUGCCCCACAGGCGUGGCGCAUCCAUCAGACCUAUUGAGCACGUUGACAUCAUAGAUUUUGUGUGUCCUUAUGAAGCUCAUUGUUUUGCUUUGUGCCAUUGUUGUGAUCAAAAUGGAUGUGAAUGUGAUAUGACAUGUCCUAAAAAUUGUUCAUGUUAUCAUGAUCAAACAUGGGCCACAAACAUGGUGGAUUGUGGACAUCAAGCAUCACAAAAUUUACCUCGUUUCAUACCAGCUGAUACUACAGAACUAUAUUUGGAUGGAAACAAUUAUCCUGAGUUAGAUGUCGCUCCAUUUAGACAGCACAGCAAACUUCGUCAUCUUUUCUUGAACAGCAGUAAAGUUGAGAUCAUAAGAAAUCGAACAUUUUUCGGUCUUUCAACUCUCCAAACUCUUCAUUUGCAUGACAAUAGGUUGCAAAAGUUAUACGGCUACGAAUUUGAGCAAUUAUUGAAGUUAAAAGAGCUUAAUUUGCAUAAUAAUCAAUUGACAUUCAUAGGAAACCAAACCUUCGCUUACUUAAAGUCGUUGCAAUUUUUACGAAUUGACGGUAAUCGGUUGGUGAAUACAUUGUUAUGGCAAUUAUUACCUUCAAUUAAUAGCAAUUCUGAGGCAAUUCAGUUGGAAAGAAUUUCAAUGGGACGUAAUCCAUGGAGUUGUCGUUGUCGAUUCAUUCAAGAAAUGACACAAUUUGUUGCAGAAAAUGCGCUCAUUAUUCAAGAUGCACAAGACAUUUAUUGUGUUGAUGAAGAAAAUGAAAAUAUUCAACGUGAAUUGGAUUUAAAUUCGACAUCAGCUUGCAGUGAUUUUUAUUUAAGCUCUUCGAAAACGGGAAUCGCAAACUUCAUUCUGUUUCAUGAUUUCAUACCGCUUUUAUUUACAUUAAUUGUAACAAUCUGUUUGUUGAUUCUAUUUGUCGUCUUAUUUGUUUUUCGUGCUCAACUGAAAUUAUGGUUUUGUUCUCAUUACGGCUUUUUUGGACCACCAUGUGAAGACACUGAGAAGCUCUAUGAUGCAGUAAUUUUCCAUUCAGCAAAAGACAUUGAGUAUGUUAUUAAGCAUAUAGCAAAUGAAUUUGAAUCUGGCCGCCCACCAAAUCUACGAAUGUGUUUGCAAUAUCGUGAUUUGAACGAAGAUGCCAAUUAUAUUCAACUUCUCGAGACUGCUUGCGCAUCACGUAAGAUUGUCAUUUUGCUGACACGAAACUUUCUACAAACAGAGUGGGUUCGCUUUGACUUACGACGUGCUGUGCAUGAAUCGCUGCGCGGAAGACCAUACAAACUUGUCAUUAUUGAAGAUGCUGAUGUCGGCUCUGAUGCUGAGAACGACAUUGAACUUUUACCGUAUCUCAAAGCUUCUGGAGUCAGUAGAAUAAAGCGUAAUGAUCGAAAUUUUGUUGACAAGCUAAGAUAUGCUCUACCGAUGGAGGUAGUUUACCGUGGCACUAAUAAUUACACAUUAGAACAUCAACAACAUCACAUGACAUUGCCGAAUUAUCCACAGCACAUGGUGCCGCAACAACAUCAGCAAAUGAAACAUCAAACAAAUAGUGGAACAUUAAACGGUGGCAUGAUGUAUCACAAUCAUCACCAUCGACAAGCACCACCAGCAUAUUGUCCCGAAUUAGAUGAAACAAAUUAUUCAUCAGCUACAACAGCAACUCCUAGUCCACAUCCGUCACGACAUAAUAUUUUAUCUUCAGAUAUUCACCACCCGUCAGUAUCACAGUCACAGCCAAACCAGUCUAAUCAUCAAAGACCUUUGUCGGAACAUAUUUACUCGAGCAUUGAUUCUGAUUACAGCACACUUGAUUGCGAAAAUCAAUUGUUGCAACCUCAAAUGCAAACAGUUCAACAUCUGAACCAAUCAAGCAUUGACUCAAGUACGGGUUUAAACCGGCCAAAUGCAGCAUGGCACAAUAAUGGCAACAUUCCUAAUGGGCAACAUGUCCAAGCUUAUCUCGUGUAAGGUACUCAAAUGCAAGCUCUAAGUACGUAUGAACAGAAGGUUAUCAAAUGUCUUAACCGAAUGGAAUAUAAGCUAAGAAUAAAAAGAACUUUAUUGACUGGCAAUUUCUUAAGUGAUAAUAGAAAUAAGUUUGAAUGAUUUUUGUAAGACAUUAAAUCUCUGUGAAACAUAAACUACUUAAAAAUGAUAAAUACUCUAUUGUUGCGAAUUGCUUAAACCAUUAUUUUGAAAGUUUAAUUUCUUCUGAUGGAAUGAACGAACCAAAGCACAAAUUGAACUAAAUUUUAUUUCUCUUUUUUUUACUUUACAACUACGCCAGAUGAAAUUAUAUUUUGCUAGCAACUACUAUCUUUUCAUUUUAAAAACCUACUUUUAACCUCCUGUAAUCUAAUUUCAAAUCAAAACAAUAAUGACUAUAAAUUGAAAAUAAAAAGUAACAACAGAUGGAAAGAAAAGUUUUUGUUUGUAAGUAUAUACCUAACUAGAUGAAAUGUUACAAAUUAAAAAAAAAACAUACAAAUAGUAACAUAUAAAGACAUAUAACAGAAUUGGUUCAAGAGAAAGAAAAAUAAAUGAAAUUAUGUAGAUACACUCUUGCAAAACAGUCGUCGCUUGUAUUCAGUCUUGAUAAUCUAUGUAUCUGAGAGAAAAAAAGUGUAAAAGAAAAUGAAUUAGAAUGAAAAAGAAUUGCGCUAUUUUCAAUUGUGAAGGAUACAUAAAAUUGAAUGAAAAAUGUUAUUUUAUUUGAAUAAGCAUUUAUACAACAUACUCGAAUGAACCUGCUAUCAUACAUAAAAGCGAUAUCUCUAUUUAUAUAUCUCUAUCAGUGGACGGAAAUUCAUGAAAUAUUAAAAUGAUGAAAAAUGCAUAAAUAAAUGUAGUUUGUAUAUAUUAUGAGCAGGCGUUAUGUAUAUAUUUUAUACAUGAACAUGUAUGUAUGUAUUUAUUUAUACAAAGUUAUUAUGUAAAUGCAAAUUAAAGUUUUUGGCAGAAAAUAAAAACUGUAAUUAAAAUAGAAAUGCUGAAUGAAACAUCAAACCCUGUUUU